AAAACGUAAACAAGGAAAUGUAAACCGUUCGGGACGCUGCGGGAAGACUAAUGAGGCGUUAUACCAACCUGCUGGCCAGCUCCUGCUGACUGUGUGUUCCCGGGGCGUUUAUUUCACCAAAUGCCAGCGCACUUGUAGCACAGCCACGCUGUAGAACCACAUAGGAUGGAUCUGGAGGGGGACGUGACGACGCCCAGGGCUGAAACCAGGGCUGAAACCAGGGCUGUACGAGAGAUGAACAACAACACGAGUACCGCUGUGAGCAAGUCUGGCGAUGACCCGCCCCCGCGGGACAACCGCUCGUACGAGUGCGAUGUUUGCUUCAUGCGUUUCACGCAGUUCGCCAACAUGCGGCGGCACAAGCUCAGCCACUCGGGCAUCCGCCCUUUUGAAUGCCGCCUGUGCCUCCGGCGUUUCUUCCGCAAGGACCAUCUCGUCGAACACACGGUUCGGAAGCACUCAAAGCAGAGGCCACUGCGCUGCCCCUUCUGCGCAAAGACAUUUCCCUCUGUGCCCAUGCUCAAGUGUCACCUCUCCAACGCCCACUCGUCGGGCUAUACUCCGCGCAGCAACAUUUGCAACAUAUGCGGCUUUGUCGCCACCUCGGCAGGAGGAGCAAAGAUUCAUUACAUGACCUACCACGUUCGUAGAGCCCUGCGUUCCUCAUCUCCAACUGAAAAUUCAUCAGGCCUAGCUUCCUUGCUCUCUUCACCGUACCAGGGUGCACAUGGUGAAGUCUGCACCUUGGGGCCAAGUACCAUGGCAAUGGACGUGUAUCGCGAGUCUUCCGAGGAUGGUGUGGGUGCGAUAGAGGUUCACCACAUUGAAGGGGACUAUUCGGAAAUAUCUCCUCGAAUCACGAGCGUAACGUCUCAGCGCGACUCAGCUGACAAGGGAGGCGAGGAGGACGACGACGAUAGCAUGAUCGUGGUGAAAUCGGAAAUGCAUGAAAGCAUCACCGACACGCUUACAGCUGACACUGGCGACAGCAACAACAACACAAACGUCAGCAACAACAACGCCUCGGCUGGCACUGGCACGAGGGCGGCUGGAGCUGACGAGAGCAGGGAUUCUCCUCACGACAAUCAGUCCACUGCGGAAGAUCAUGGUUUCAUUACCUCCGACACGGGAAACUGGACCAUGCCUUCAUCGUCGUCGUCACAAGAGCACUGCUCCCUGGGGACCAGCAAUCAAUGGAGCGCGACAGCGGUGCACGGGAACCACGACCUCGGCAUAGUCAUCUCUCCUCCACCAACUGCGGCAUUCGGCUCUACCUCCGCCACGGACAAAGCCGACGAGAAACAGAUGCGCAGCACGCCCGAAACGUCCACUGCCGACGGCGACAGUGGCGUCGACAUGCGCUACCCAAGCCCUUUGGCGUGCCAGUAUUGUGAUGUGGUCUUCUACGACCGCACCCUAUACCUUCUGCACCGUGGUGCUCACUCCUUCCGCAAGCCGUGGAGGUGCAACCUCUGCGGUCACCAGUGCAAGCACAGGUACGACUUUGCCAGCCACCUGCUCGCUCACCCGCACAUCUGACAACGCUUGCCGGUUGAUCACUGUGGAGCACCGCCACCUCAAGGAUGAGAAGUGGUUGUGAUGCGUUGCAUUUGUUUAUCCUUGUUGCAUUAUGUGUGGUUUGAAUGGUCACCACGAUUUCGGGGGCAGUGUGCUGCCGCUCUCCGAGAGCCGUAUUUUAUGGAGUAAUGAGGACUUCUGUUUGUUGGCUUGCACUUGAUGGAGGGACUGGUGCGAAACGCAAGUCUGAAAAACAGCGAUCAACCGGUGAAAAAAAAAAAAAAAAACUAGAUGCGUGCAUGCAUAGCCUUUGUUGUGUUGACUGAUCGUGACUCUAAACUUCUUCCUGUGGGAGUUGUCAGGCCGAAGCCACUCUUGAGAUUGAUGCUCCGUGUCUUGCAGACUAGCCUUUAUCAAAGGAACAUCGUCUCUUGUAACUUCCAACAAGUGAGCGCUGUCUCGCGACGAUUUCUGAACAUCUAUUUCUUAUCAAGUGUGUGCCUUAAAUCGUUUUUGAAUCGAAGCAUAAUUGUUGUUUCUACUGCAUGUUUACACAGGGGUGUCACCCGGCUCCUUUCUACUCGCAUCUUACUGUAUUUGUCGUCUCAUGAACUGGGCCUUUUAUGUGGUACCGCGUUGCGGCAUAAUAGUGAUGAAGGAGCACCGUUGCUCUCUACGUUAACUAUUCUAACCAUUCACCAGUCUGUGUCAUCUACAUCACCAAAGUGCCUUGUCGCAUUGCAGGUAAACUGAACUCGUUCUCCCCGCAUUCGGGGUGAAUCUCAGUAUGGACUGUUUCUUCCUCUGCUCAUGGCCACAGGUCUCUGUAUAUUUACCCCUGCUUGAGCAUAAGCUAUGCAUUAUAUAUACAUUAUUUGUUCCUGUGUUUGUAAGACACAGGGGUUUGUCAUUUUUUUUAUUGCACACGUUAUGAGCAUGUUGCUGUAGAGUGCUGGUACUACAUGAUUCUGAUCAUGUGUAAGAGUUGCUGCUUCACCAUCACCAACAAUCGUGGUGCUGCAAUUUUCCUUGUUGGACUGGGCUUGGAGUCAGCAAUUGCAUGAUAGUCUGUCUAAAAAGCCUGAAAUGACUCGCAUAGUUUAGCUGGAUGAAUGCAAGCCUGAACAGUUCAGACUUGGGAAGCACAGGUGGUCUUAGAGUGCGAGUUAGACUGAAGUAACUUUGGGUCACAUUGCUUUCUGAUGUUUUGAUUUCUUUGAACUAAAACUAAUUUAAAAUAUUGUUUUUUCUUGUGGGGGCUUAGCUAUGGAAGCAUUCCACCAUAGAUUCUCUAUUGUGAACAACUUUACAACGAAAUUUGGUACUCGGCUAGGUUUUAAUGACUAAAAGCACUCGUAAGAUUAGGUUCACACCAUUCUCUUGAUUAAACAUAUCAUACCUUAUGUUUGUUUUUCUGUAAUAAACCUACCAUAGCUGUUCAGAUUUUAUGCUGUAUCGUCCACAUUGACUGCCAUGGUCACUAAGUACAGCCCCACCCCCUUCAUUUUCUUACGACAACCAACGUGCCUUAUAAAACCAGAGUUGAACAUUCCUAUGCAGAUGCUAGUUGUAAUUGCCAACCAUCGCAAAUAUACCAUCAAAAUUUUUGGGAGCUGCAGAUAUGCUUAAGCUAACCGAUCGUCAGGGAUUCAUUAUAAUUUCACCACUUGUGUUGCAAUGUGUUAGUUGUGCUCGACUUUUUUUUUUUUUUAACUUUUUUGUGAUUGUCGUUUGGCAUGUUGUGUAGAACAAAAAGGUUUUCGCUUGUGGAGGUGGUUACCCCGCUGUCUUGUUUGGUCUCUAUAAGAUGCCAGCUCUGGUCUCUUUUCUUAUACCGGUGGAUCAAGUCGCCCAUAGUGCGACUUGAGAAAUGCAAUAUGUAGUGUGCUGUGUGUGCAUGUGGUUGUGUGAAGUUGAGCAUGCUUUUGUGUCUCAUAGCAUUUCAAAAAUCUAAGUGUGCAAUAUUGGUGUUGGGAUCCUCUUGUCUCUGCUUGUGCAGCGCUUUUUUUUUUGUUUCCUUGUUUGCUAGAGAAUUGUAUGUCUGUUGUUUGUUUUAUGUUGCUUCAUUUACCAGAAGGACGGCAUAGCUGUCUCUUGGGGACACCAGGCUCGUAUUGUUACUACUAGAUGAAUUAGUGUCAGUAGCAGGAGUCACGCUUUGUUUAGGUGUGAAAUUUGAUGCAUAGACCUGAAAUGUGCAGAUUUACGACGCCAGAGUGCCUUACUCUAUACUCAGAAUGGAAUUCCCCCAAGGUAUUUUUUUUUUUGUUAUAGCUGUUGCCGCUGUUAGCGCCUUGCUGUUUUCAUAAUCACAAUCGUGCCUUAAUGAAGCUACAAGCUAGCUGAAAGUACGAGUGCACCUGCCCACAAAUGUUUUUGGAGCAUUUAGACAUUUCAAAAAGCGUUUUGAAAUUGCAGUGUUGUUUAAUCCCAGAACUAUAAUACUCUGAUUUGUAGUAAAGCACUGCUACAAUGACUCUCACUCCAAAAAAUGUUGAUUAAAGAUACAGGUUUGCACCAGGUGCAGGUAUACAGGCAACUCAAUCAACUUUGUUUCAUACUUAUGGUUGGAAAAUAUAACGUUAUUGUUACAUAUGAGUAAAUACACCAUACUUAGCAAUAACAAGUUAUGUAUUACGGAUAUCUACAUCUUAUUCACGUAUAUGACAUGCUAUGUUUUGGUCGUGUGUCUUAGCAGAGCCUUCGUAGUUUUACCUACUGUGCAUAAUACAAUGCACGCAUUGUCUGCAGUGAAAUUUCUGGGUUGAUGCUGUGAGAACAUUUGCGGUCAUGAGGUGCACAUUGUAUACAUAGAAAUGCAUUUGUUCAAUCAAAUUACUAUGCACGGGACCGUUCAGAGGGAAACUUUUUUUACGUGUUGCUAAAAUAAAGAGUAACUCCUCCCUUCCCUUACUUUACCAGCAAGGAAUUGUAACCGUUUUCUUGGCAUAUAAAGUCUUCAUUUGUACCAUGUGC
Rhipicephalus sanguineus (brown dog tick) is the source of this 4494-nucleotide messenger RNA. RefSeq names its product zinc finger protein ztf-16. NCBI's taxonomy places the organism in Eukaryota, Metazoa, Arthropoda, Arachnida, Ixodida, Ixodidae. The record is from RefSeq and is a predicted model, not a curated record. Bases 166 to 1539 code for a protein of 457 amino acids. Gene Ontology annotation, molecular function: DNA-binding transcription factor activity; RNA polymerase II cis-regulatory region sequence-specific DNA binding. The transcript is spliced from 3 exons. Gene Ontology annotation, biological process: regulation of transcription by RNA polymerase II.